This is a messenger RNA of Haliotis rubra (blacklip abalone), 10231 nucleotides long. RefSeq lists its product as uncharacterized. Gene Ontology annotation, molecular function: protein binding. The transcript has 24 exons. The record is from RefSeq and is a predicted model, not a curated record. Bases 1 to 10035 code for a protein of 3344 amino acids. Lineage: Eukaryota; Metazoa; Mollusca; Gastropoda; Lepetellida; Haliotidae.
AUGGUCAACACGACAUCGUCGAAUGGUGACCACUUCAAAUCUGGACUGUCAACCCAAAAUAUUUUUGCAGAGCGAUCAACAUGUUUGCCUACUACAACUCCCAUCUUCAACCACAGGAAACGACAAAGACAGGCCUUGUUUGCUGAUCCCAUCAGUAACCAUGGCAACACCCCAUCCAUGCCUGCAUCUGCCGAAGCAAGCUAUCCAGCCUUGCAUUUUUUGACCAUCUACAUUUGCUCGUGUGCAGAAAGUCUCAGGAGUAACGGUAACCAUGUGUGUCACCAUACAGUGACAUACAAGGUUUCAAUUAAAGAGAGCUACAAGGUGCACUGUAAGUUUUUUGGUUGGGGCCGAUGCACGAAAUAUCGGACAAAGUAUGAAUCACGGUCACGUCUGAGCUAUUCGUGCUGCUCAGGAUGGAAGUCAUCCAACAAUGUAGACUGCAGCUUAGCCAUCUGUUACGGCAGGGACAACAAUAAUGGAGCUUGCAGCAGGAAAGGAAGCUGUGUGUCACCAAACAGGUGUACCUGUCACACUGGAUACACGGGAUCACAGUGCGAAAAAUGUCUUGAUGCUCGAGGAGAUCCUGAUCACUCGAUCUGGUGGCGUACCAGGACCCACCCCGACUGUGCUUUGACGUGUUCGUGGAAGAACCAAUGGUGUUGGCCUGGGGAUUGCCCCGACUCCAGAUUGAGGACGUCCUGCAAAUGUCGGAAGGGCUUCGUUAAGCGAGAUGCAGGCGCCAGAUACACAAAGUGUGAUCUUGCUCAGAAGCCCCAGCUUCUAACGUGUCGCAUUGGUAUGACCGAUGCAAACAAGAGGGUGAGGAACUCAACACACGGCUCCAACACUGGAUGUCUUCAAGAAUCCGAUACAUACGUCAACCUGAUACCCAAUUCUGUAUACUUUCUGUUUGGUGCCAAGUUAGACAAUCUUGACGUCAGAAAUCCCCCAAACUACAUCUACCAGCAAGGAUACGGAAUAGUUGCUGCUAAGACAACAUUGACGAAGAUUUCUGUAACUGGUCACCCAUCUAGCCUGUCCACAGUUUCUUUGCACGGCGGUAGUGGCUGCUCAAAAGCACUUGGAAACACUUCACCGUCUCCUUCUUUGACUUGUCAACGAACAGUAUCUGUACAGCCAGGAAUCCAUGAUGGGGACAGGUUGUGUGUACACUUUUGGGCUGCUGGAGGAGGCUACUUCAGGUAUCAGAACUUUGACAAACAUCACCUUGGAAUCCAAAUUUACUCCUCACUAGCAUCCUUUAAAGAUGUCUGUUUCCGGUAUGACAGCGGUAAACCAGUACACUGCUCCCAGACAGGAACAACACAUUGUUCAUCCAAGGCAUUGCAGUUAUCAGCACGCAUAACGCGUACAGGUGUGAUUAAUGUCAAAACCUCUGGCUGGACAGAUCCAGUGCCACACGGUGGAAAGUCCGAUUCAGCAUCUGGCCUGCAAUACAUGAAACUACGGAUUCUCAACACUGUAAAUAAAGGCCAUGUGAUUGAUGUCUUACAAACGCCACUGAAAGGUCUGGAUCUAACGUAUAAAACGUUUACGUUGGACAAAUCUUUUCACCUCCCUAACACAUAUGGCCUGUAUGCUGUCGUCCUGGAGGUUCAUGAUAAGGCUGGAAACAUCCAAUACGUCCGACGAUUAGUACUGUACGACGGCUCUUCUAAAUUAAUGAAAGCUUCUUCUAAACCACUUCGGGUUGUGUCAGCAACACAGAAAUCGGGCUACAAAUGGCAGACAAACCUUGGACACAUUUGCAUUGACUGGAAAGGCCGUUACUACAACGACAAAAUGAGGGCAAACAAGCUGUUGGACAAAGUCGCUCCCCAGACAGGACUGACCCCUGCUUACGACCAAACAUCUGGGACGCUACCUGUAUCUGGGACCCCAAAUGUCGAAGGCAUCAUUGAAUUUAUGUAUUCUUACACCAUUGACCAGCACGCCAGGACAACCUGGGCAAUGGUCCCUCACUUCACCAACCAGUCUCUAUGCAUUUCCCCUCAUUUGCAAGAUGGUCAAACGUAUGAUAUCGCAAUAAGACCCAAGGACAUAGUAAACCACUCUUUGCAGGAAAUGGUACAUGUCCACAUUGAUUCUACUGGUCCUGAUGUAUCAAAUAUGUGGCUAUUGAAGGAUGGAAACAAGCAGGUUUAUGCCCAUGACAACCCCGAUCUUUCUACGAUGGCGCUGCAGUUUGAUGCUAUGGAUCCUCACAGUGGUGUCAUUUCUGUGGAGUGGUACCUUGGCACCAAAGAUUCAUCACAAGACCUUGGCCAUGGCGUGCUACCUGUAGAAAAACUGAAUGGAACGGAAUGUGCCUCCCUUUCAAGUUGCUACUGCCCGUCUGUCGGAGAAUGUCAGUUUCAUAACUACAUCGUCAAUCUAAAUAAGCUUGUGGCCAACAAAGUCAAUGGUGUUCAACACAAUCAAGCCGUCUACUUCACAGUCGCGGCAACAAACGGAGCAGGCCUGAAGAACAUCGACCACCUUGACAUCCUUGUGGACACCUCUCCUCCCGAAGCAGGGACCGUUAAAGAAGGAGCAGUGGACGGUCCUGAUGUAGACUACACAAGUGAGGAUACUGCCCUGGUCAACUGGGCAGGGUUUACUGACCGUGAGAGUGGCAUCAGCCACUACCUGGUCAGCCUUGCCUCAAAGUGUCUGACACUAGAUGAAAUGAAGAACAACACAGACACUGUCACUGUUGCAGAAGGCAUCAAUGGCGCAAAAUUAACAAUUCGGAAAGAGAUGACAAAAUAUUAUACAACAGUAAUAGCGUUCAAUAAGGCAUUCAGUCCUUCAAAACCUGCUUGUUCCGACGGGAUCACCAAGGACAUAUCCUCUCCAACCCUCUACAAUGUGUCCCUGAGUAAGGCGCAAACAUCACAGGAACAUAUCGCAUGUGUGGAUGGCGAUAUCUGGCUUGUCACAAGACACCUGACACUUAGACCAGUUGCAAAGACUCAUAAAUGUUUACAGAGGUGCCAAUCCAAGUUAAUGCCAACUCUUGCUAACAUAUUUCCGAAGAGCAAUGAUGUUUUGAAUGAUACAGAAUUGGCCGAUAGUCUUUGCGGAUCCCUUGAUUUUAUUACUAAUUCUCUUAUCUUUCUUCCAUCUGACAAGAUCGACUUGCACUGGAACUGUUCAGCGGACGAUAGUCAACUAAAGGAUUUUUCAGUAGGAUAUGGAACUGAUAAGUCAACCUUUCAUGACCCAGACAUCUUGAACUAUGCAUCAAGUAAAGGGCGCCACUCCUUUAAACUGAACCAUGCAGGGUUUGCUGGGAAGAACAUUUUCUACAUAUUUAUGAAGGUAGUGAAUAAGGCUGGAUUGAACUCACUUGUAACAUUUGGACCGGUCAUGAUUGACAAUACACCCCCUGUUAUCACUGGGAAAAUAACACCAAAAUCUGAGGGCGAUUUUGUUAUGAUCCCAUGGCAGAAGAAUACGUUUACAGAUCCAGAACAGCAGGAUUCCCAAUUUACUGUUCUUCACAGAAUUAUUCAUAAUGGACAGCAUGUGACACCUAUACUCCAGACACCAAAACACAUCAUAAAAGCUUGUCAAGCCAAUGGCCAUGCUGGAUGUAUCAGAUAUCCUCUCGAAAGGCUAAAAGAGAUGGACUCGGAGCUUAACAAACCAUUUAUCUUUGAACUGUAUGUGUACAAUACCGCUGGCCAUUUCACUGUAGUGAAAACAGAGGGAAUUACAGUACCAUCUAGAUUCCCGCCAGGACAUGGCAUAGUCUAUGACAUUGACCCGAUGGAUGUUGAUGGGAAGGAUGAUGUUGACUUUCAUUCGACACAAAAGCAGACCUGUGUCAAGUGGAACGGCUUCCACCAUCACAAAGAUGUACAGUUUGAAGUGGCCCUAGGAUCUGCUGCCAACAAAAGUGACAUCAGUCCAUUCAGACGUGUAAACAACGCAAGUGCAUGUGUUACUGCAACAGGUCUCAAGCCACGUGUGAAGUAUUAUGCCACAGUAAGGGCAGUUUGUUCUGGGGGAACAUCAUAUGCUUCAUCUGAUGGUUUCAUUAUUAUCGAUAAACCAACUGAUAACAGAUACAUACUUGAAGUCUUUGAUGGUACAACGUGUGACGAUGCCAGUGUUGGUUUAGUCCAAGAAACAAAAGGAUCUUACAAGCCAGCUGCAUCUCUCCAUAUUGGUCAGAGUUAUUUAUUUGAGUUUCAACAUUCUUUAAAUGGACAAAUAACAUCGAAAGAUGUUCUCUUCAUGUCAAGCAUAAACAUUGAUGGAAGGAAGCAGGCCAACUAUCAGUUUGUACCUUUGACACAUUACCCUCACUUCAACGUAACCAAUUCUGCAGAUGACAUCAGCAACUCAACUAUUCGCAUGUGCGCCCUGGACAUUAAUUACACGUUGUCCAAGAACAAAGUGUCAUCUCACUGGCACUAUGAUGGCCCAUGGAAGAAAUUUACAACGCAUUUCGAGGCUACUCUGAAAGAAGGAAUGCACUGUGCAAAGAACACACAGUGUUAUAAAACCCUGUCAACUGCUUUAGUAAACAGUGGCACUGACUAUGCAGACUUCACGAAUAUGGCCCUAGAACAUGGUCAGGUGUAUCACGUGUUUGUAAGGCCCUGUUUUGACACAGUGUGUUUACCAUGGAAAUCUUCAGAUGGAGUUAAAGUUAUCUCAGAACUGCCAAAAGUAUCAAUAACGCCAUCGUUCACCAAUAGAACUAUGUUCUCUUGUCACGACGUAGCCAUUCAUGUUGAUAGUGUUGACUGUGAAGAGGACCCGGGAGAUUCAGGGAGGGUCAUCUACCAGUGGGCUGCUUCAGAUAAACAUCACCAUCCGUUUACAUCCUGGAGAACCGACCAGUCACUCGCCAAUGGACAGUCUGAUGUCUGUCUGGAUGACCAUGUUCAUUCUCACAGUACCAUCAACAUAUGUGUCCGAGUCACAUGUCCAUCCGGGCUGUCUGAUACGUCCUGCCAAACUCUGAAUCACGCAAGAAAACAGGGGAACAGACUCGUUGAAGUUGACCAGAAGGAUAUCCAGGAGAUAGAAGAAAUGAUAGACAGGCAGGAAACUGGGAAUCUUCCUUCAUUUGAAACUGAUGUCGCUGAAUCUGACGUUAAACUGGCUGGUGUGAUGGGUGGGUUAAAGGGCAUAAACACUUGGUACCUGAUGAAAGAACCCCUCAUUCCAAGCACCUGUACAGCUGAUGAGAAAUGCAUCACAAGUGUAAAUACUGAAGGACCUAUUGCUGUUUUCAACGAUGUGGAGUUAAUGGACAGUAUGAAAUAUUACAUAUGUGUGCAAAGCCCGCCUGUCACACAACACGGCUCAGGAAUAUCAGCAUGUGGCAAUGGUGUUACCAUUGAUGACCUUCCUCCUAAACAAGGUGAAGUUCGGAUACUGAACCUACGAAAUGGUUAUCUUACAGAAAUGGAUGUUUUGGUGACAGAUUGGUCAGGCUUUAGUGACCAAGCACAGGAUCUCGUCGGGACUGAUUCGGGCAUCGCCUAUUAUUCCUAUGCCAUAGGUACCUAUCCAGAAAGUCAAGAUGUUCAAUCGUUCACCAAUGUUGGGCUUGCACACAACGUCCAUGUACCAAAUGUCACAUUGACAACUGGUCAAACCUUCUACGUUACAGUGAAAGCUUUUGAUCGACUUGGACACUCAACAUCGGCUACUUCAGACGCUGUUAUGGUUGACGUUACACCACCUAAAACUGGAGACAUCUUCACUGGUAACAGACUAGGCAGUCAUAGCAUGGUGUCAUCUGACAGGCUGACCGUUCAUUGGACGGGAUUCGAAGAUCCCGAGUCUGGCAUCCUUUCAACAUCCCUGGCCAUAGGGUCGACCAUCACUGGAACACUGUCGCCCUUCACGGAAUAUACGGGGACCUUUGCAGACAUCAACAUCAAUGGAUUUAUAGAUGGCCAUGAGUAUUUUGCUAGAAUAAUGUGUACAAACAGAGCUGGCCUGACUUCCAUGGCGGUUUCCAAUCCCUUCACUGUGGACACAUCGCCUCCUACACAAGGUGUUGUUACAGAUGUUGGAAAGCAGGAUGAACUAGACUACCAGAUUAACACAGACAGGUACUCGUGUCACUGGUCCGGAUUCGAUGAUCCCCAUUCUGGACUCGCAUCCUUCUAUGUGAGUCUCGGGACCCAGCCUCAUCUGGAUGAUGUUAAGACCAUAACUCAUGCUGGUCUGGGAUCAGAAAUAUCAUGGACUGGAAACUUGCCCGUCGGGGUUAAGCUCUACUGCAAUGUUGAGGCUUGCAACCAUGCAGGUCUCUGUUCUAAGUCUGCAUCAGAUGGGAUCAUCCUGGACAACUCGCCUCCAAUUCCUGGCGUGGUCUUUGUGGGACAUGAUGGACAACACCAUAAAUACCACGGACAUGCCUCCUCUCUUACUGCUCGAUGGUUUGGAUUUGAAGACCCAGAGACGGGGAUCAACCACUUCGACUGGUGUGUAGGAACAACGGCUGGGAAAUGUGAUGUCCUUCCAAGUACCAGCAAUCUUCUUUCUGACUCAGUUCUUAAAACUGGUCUCAAGUUGCCAUCUGGUCAUCCCCUUUAUGUUACUGUCAAUGCUACAAACCCAGCAGGUCUAGUGGCCACAUCCACUUCAGACAGCUUCAUCGUGGAUGCAUCCCCUCCAGUAGCAACUGUGAAACCAUCGUUCACAUCACCCUACUCUAGAAACAUGUCUGCUGUGAAUGUACAGUGGGAGAACUCCAUGCUUCAUCUUCACUGGAAGUUCACAGAUGCUGAUAGUCCCGUUGAAAGACACCUGGUGUCACUGUCUACUCAUCACGAUGGGUCAUCUGCUGUUGGAAGCAUUCACCUGGGCGCUCAGCAUUCCACCAUCAUCCUCUUUGAAGCAGGGAAUCUGAUGAGAAGUGGCGAUGUCUACACUGCCACUGUCACUGCCUGUAAUGCUGCAGGUCUCUGCUCCACAGCCACGAGUAAUCCGAUCCUUAUAGAUUCUACGCCCCCACAGUUGGGAGGAUUCAAAUUCCCUAUAGCAUGGCAAAAUGUCGUUGACAAAGGUGCAACCAAGACACGAAUAAACCUGAAAUGGGUAGGCUUUGUGGACACUGAGUCUGGGAUCCAGACCUAUCAUAUCUCUGCCAGUCGAAAAUAUGAUGGCGAUGAGUUGUCGAAAGGGAUCGUGGAAAUGAAGCAUGACAGUAAUUCCACUGAACAAACAGUUUCCUUAACGCUGAGUGAUCAUGUCCAAACUGGAGAAAACAUCAUCCUAACAAUCUCAGCAACAAAUACCGCUGGCCUAUCAAGUGGAAUUGGAAAGGUGACCGUAUCCGUUGUUUCAAGUGAUACCAAACACACAAAGGGAACGUUGGAACUCCAACGUCACGGAUGCGCAGUUCAUUACUGCACUGGCGACUGCACAUGUGGCGUCCAAGGACAGCACUGUUCACUUACUUCCUCUCAGCAGAAAUGUCCUGAUACCGCCCCAAUAGGGAAGAGUACUGAUAUAGUUGUACAUCCUGGACUAGAGUCUGAUGCCACAGUUACCAGUUCAUCAUCAUGUCUAACUGCUCACUGGGAGGCCACGUCGCCGCAGGUUUUAAAAAACAUCACUCGAUUUCAGUGGAGCAUUGGGGAAAAAGGCGACACAACUGUGAUAGAUGCAUUAAAAACUGUAUGGCGGGACACAGGGAAGGGUACAAGGAUGAUUUACUGCCUUCCUCACGGAGAAUCCUUGCAUCAUGGUACAGAAUAUAUUGUCUACGUCAAAGCCUGGUAUGACUUCAGCAAGUUUGCAGUGUUCCAGUCUGAUAGUAUCCUUGUAGACCACACACCACCUACAAUUCAGAGGGCUAAGUCGCCACUUGAUUCCGAUGGUUCUUGUAAAAUGGACAUGGAAUUUUUCGAUACUAGACAAACAAUAGCAGCAUGCUGGGACGGAGUAUUCAAUGACACGCAAACGUCAUUGAAAGGCUUUGAAAUGUGGCUUGGGACGUCACCAGAAGGAGAUGACAUUAUCAAACCAACGUCCAUGGGUAAGAAGACGUCCUAUACGAUUAAUUCACUCAUGGAAAGUGGUACGAAAUACUACGUCAGCAUCAGGGCAACCAACAUGGCUGGUCUGCAGACAACAGCAGUGUCAGAUGGCUUUGUAGUCGAUGACGAACCGCCUGUAAUUGGUGUAGUCUUCAACACUGAUCGCCACAAGAAUAUUGAGUUUCAGUCAUCCAAGACAACACUGAAGGCUUCUUGGCAUGGAUUUGAAGACUAUCACUCCUAUGUUCAGAGGUUUGAAAUUGCGGUUGUAAAGGAGGGAGAACAAGUCCUGGACUCCAUGUUUAAAUAUCAUGGAAUGGAAAAUGAAAUCAACAUAGACAAUUUGAAAUUGGAGGAAAAGAAGAGGUAUCGCAUUGCAGUCAGAGCAGUUGACGCCACGGGGCUUCGCAGCAGCACAGCUGAGUCUCCAAGUGUACUGAUUGACACAUCAGCCCCUAAGGCGUUUAAGUGCACAUCGUUUUUUGACAAGAAGGUGGCGUUCACUGCGCAUAAGUACCAAUCACGUCAAAACGACGCUGUCGAACUUCGCGUGUCUGAAACUCUGCAGGAGAAUACAUUCUACCAAAUGACAGUGACAGGCGACUUGGACAUUCAUACGUCACGUGUGAUAUUCACUGUUGGGAAACUUCAAAUCCCAGCCAUGUUUGAGAAACAAAUUUCGGGAGUACAGGCUUCACAUAGCUUCCUGGUAUCGCAUUCUGGCCUGAGUAACAUAGCCAUAUCAAUCACGGGGACGAAUGCAUCGCAUACCUUCAAUGUGACCCUUGGAAAAUGUCAAAGCCUUGCCGACACCGAUCCAACAAAUGGCAUCACAGUUUGGCAAAUCCGGCCCUCUGUUGUUGCCGUUUGUGCCAGGGUAAUAGAUCAGGAAAGCGGCACGAGAAGUGUGUGGCUUGGAGCGGGAACCAGCAAGGGAGGGUACCAGAUCCGUGCCUUGUCCCCAACGUCUGUCAGCAACCAUGAGAUGAUUCUGGUGGAAGAGCCACAUGGUAGCCCUGUCCAUGUCACAGUGAUGGCGGAGAACAAUGCUGGCCUCAGAACCAUCUUCACAUCCAAGCCAAUCACUAUCGAUCACACCCCGCCAGUUAUGAGCCACUCAGAGGCAACUGCCCCAUAUCAAAAGGAAAACAUUGCCUCUCUUAUGAUGCGUUGGCGGGUUGAAGAUGCAGAAAGUGGAAUAAACACAUGUUUAUGUACAUAUGGAACACAUCCUCUGUCCUACGAUGGUCACAAGUGGGAGAAGUCACAGGACUUGACACACUGCGAACUAAAGAACAUCCCCGUUCCUCACAACACUGUUCUCUACGUAUGGACCCGCUGCAUCAACAAUGUCAACAUGGAUACAGUCAUCAGAUCAGAACAUCUGCGUCUUGCAUACCACCCUCCUGCACUCCCACUAGGCUCCUUGAAGGUCCUUGUGGACAAUAAGAUAUCUUCAGGAUCGUCACCUUCGAACGUCCAGGCAUACACUGACCGCGUAGAGUUUUCAUGGCAGGAUGCGAACACUCCGUGGGUUGGGAGCUAUGAAUGUCGUCUUCUCGAACAUGGUAGUCCAGUGGCAAACUGGGUAUCUACCGGAAUGAAGACCUAUGCGACACUUGACGGGUUGAGGCUACACGAUGGACAGAUGUAUGACAUCCAGGUCCGCGCUGUGAAUGACCAUGGCCAGUACAGUAAUGUCCUCAACAGUAGCGUAACAGUCGACAGUCGGUCGCCUAAGACCACAGGUGUCGAGCCCACCGCGACAGUGGUGAGGGGAGUCAUCGAGUUAGACUGGGCCAGAGUAUUUGACGAUUUCAACAGGACAGCUAAAUAUGAGACAACCAUCGGGACCACGCAAGGACGUGGAGACAUCGUUACAAAUUCGGUUUCCUCUGGAACACGUCUGACAGCUGUUGUCCAUGGAAAUCCACAUGCAAUCUUUGUGACAAUCAAAGCAAGUUUCGCAACUGAGAAAUUUAGCAUAUAUUCCCACCUUGUCCGUCUCCAUUAACUGCCUGGCCGAAGAACUGACCUAACAGAACCUUGCAUGUUGAUGUGUGUGUCUGCUUCUAUAUAUCUAACAUUAUGCAUAAAUUUAAUAAUAUUCAUCAUGACUUUCCUAAUACGACAGGAUAUUAAUGAGGAUAUUAUUCCCUCUCGAGUUUUGUUUGUUUAGCUUGUACAUUAAAUAAAAGCAAUUAAACCUG